CUUCGCCUUCGAUUCCUCCCCUUCCUCCCGAUUUGCUCCGCAUCCUCGUCGGCGGCCUCAGCGAAGGCGAACGGGACGCCUAUUUGCUUCGCCUCCUCGCCGGCGGCGGCCCCGGCGGCGGCGAACGGGGCGCAACCAGGGACACCUACUGGUGCCGUACUGCCGUGUUUUGUUGGUACAGUAAAAUCAGUUACUCCAUGUAAAACAAAAAGCCUUGGACUGAAAGCAAAUUCAGGCUUCGGAGUACUGGUUUUGUUUCAAGCUAAGGAUAGUGGGGCAGGGCAAGUAGAGUCAUGGGUAAGAUUGAGCACGGCAAUCUGCUGGUAUCGCUUGACGAAGGACACAGGCAUGGUUAUAGUCUUACGGCUGUUGCUGUUGGACUUGGGAUAGGAAUUGCUGGGCUGUGCAAAGCGCUGCAUAGCAGCUUGGUCAUACCGUGGAUUCUUCGGAAGCUCUUUUCGGAAUCAGAGAGAGUAUACUACACUGCAGGCCUAAGAAAUCUUGGCAAUAACUGCUUUCUGAAUGUUAUCCUGCAGGCACUUGCCAGUUGCGACCAUUUUGUGUCCUCUCUAGAUGAUUUGCUUGGAAGCGAUGAUGUGCUACCUGAGGACCAGUCUGAAAGAAUGCCUCUUAUCUUUGCUUUAAGUUCCCUUUUAGAAGACUUGAGCACAGUUCGGGAUGAAAGAAUUGUAUUGAAUCCCCAGAGUGUGAUGCAUGCUUUGAGAUUCUAUGUUAGUCACUUCAAUUUGACAAGACAGCAGGAUGCUUCAGAAGCUUUUGGUCAUCUUUUGACAUCAGUGAGGGAUGAAUUUUCCCACUGCUAUGUACCAUAUAAGAGCUCUCUUGCAGACAUUACCAUGUUUCACUCCAAAGUGUACAAGCAAAGGGAAGGUAACCAAUCCGAAUGCGAGCGCUGGAAACAAAACAUAUUUGGUCCAUUUGAUGGGACUAUUGGCAGCACAUUAUCUUGCAGAAAUUGUUCAUCUGUGCUGUCCUUGGACUUCGAGAAUUUUCAUUGCUUGCCUCUCUCACCUGUACCUGACAUAAAUGGAGAUAUUAUCAGUGGUUGUAGUUUGGUUGAUUGCCUGAAGCACUUCACUGUGUUGGAGCAACUUGACCAUUACCGCUGUGACCAUUGUUGGCAUAAUGCUGCUGCCAAAUAUUUCUCUCUUAAAUCAGAAGUCGACGAGGAAAAGGUUAACAAACUGCGCACCUGUGUUGAUUAUGACAGUUGCGACUGCAAGCAGUUAUUUGGUCCAGAUAAAUCAACAUGGUCAGUAUCUUCGAAAGCAACAAAGCAGUUGGCUAUCACUCGCUGUCCGAAGAUCCUGUGUAUUCAUUUGCUACGUGCUUCAGUUAGUCUAUCUGGUGAACUUGUAAAGCGUCAGGGACACAUUUCGUUUCCCUUACUUCUGGAUCUAAGUCCAUUUGCAGGAGGAACAUUCAGCACAGGACAGGGACCUGGACCUUCAGCUAUGAACAAGCAAAUAUAUGACCUGCCGUCUCUGCAUCUCUAUCAGCAACUAAAUGCGCAGAUGCCUAUUAAUACGUUUCCUACCGGUGGGAACUCAUCGAGUCAGCCGCGUAAGGAUGAAGUGUCAAAUGGCGGUGGCUGCUCACUUUACAAGGGAAAUGCUGGUGUGGCUACGAGUACUUCGUCAUCGUGGUCAACAUCAUUCUCCACAAAGGAGUUAUACACACUCUCAGCUGUGGUUGAGCACUACGGUAUAUGCGGAGGUGGGCAUUAUGCAGCAUACAGGAGAGUAGCAUCAAAUCCUGAUGCCAAUGAUCCAGUGCGACCUCGUGGCAAGCACUGGGUUUACAUCUCAGACGAUCACGUAUCACAAGUGUCAGAGGUCGAUGUUUUGGCUGCGGAAGCCACCCUCCUUUUCUACGAAAGACUGUAGCAGCAGCCUGUUGAGUAGGAUUCAGAUAAGUUGUACGUUUUUUUUUGGAGAAACUUUGUGCAGUAGCUUUCAAGAUUCAGGAUUUCUAUUUUAGAAAAAUAAUCUACGAUCAUCUGGGUCUUGUUUUUGGAUCUUACAAGCGGAAGUUUUGUUGGUGAUGAA
Molecule: messenger RNA, 2069 nt
Organism: Lolium perenne
Lineage: Eukaryota; Viridiplantae; Streptophyta; Magnoliopsida; Poales; Poaceae
Product: ubiquitin carboxyl-terminal hydrolase 27
Biological process (GO): protein deubiquitination
Cellular component (GO): nucleus; cytosol
Molecular function (GO): cysteine-type deubiquitinase activity
Source: RefSeq, a predicted model, not a curated record